UUCUCUAUGAUUUUUGACAUUUGACGUAACAUUUCUGUUCUUAUUGCCCAUUUUAUUACGUAAAUCGGAGGGCAAAAUUUCCGAUAAAGUGCAAGGAUUUCAAGAAAAAUGUUGACCGUAGCUUCGACUUUGAGACUAGUCUCAAAACAGGGUAAUCAGGUACGCCUCUUGGCUACUGCCGCUGGCCACAAACAGGUGCUAGUAAAUGUACCUCCGACAAAGCUUACAGUGCUCGAUAAUGGAAUCCGCGUUGCCUCCGAGGAUUCCGGCGCUCCUACAGCUACUGUAGGAUUAUGGAUCGACGCAGGUUCAAGGUAUGAAACCUCAAAGAACAAUGGGGUCGCCCAUUUCCUUGAACACAUGGCUUUCAAAGGCACCACCAAAAGAUCUCAGACAGAUCUGGAAUUGCUUGUUGAAAACAUGGGAGCACAUUUAAACGCCUAUACGUCUCGAGAACAGACCGUAUUCUACGCGAAGUGCCUCGCGAACGAUGUGCCCGCUGCAAUUGAAAUCCUUGCUGAUAUCAUACAGAACUCUUCACUUGCUGAACCCGAAAUCGAACGAGAACGCGGUGUUAUACUGCGGGAGAUGCAGGACGUCGAAAGCAACCUCCAGGAAGUUGUGUUUGACCAUCUUCAUGCUACUGCUUUCCAAGGAACACCUCUAGGCCAAACUAUCCUUGGGCCAACCAAGAAUAUUAAGAAAAUCUCUAAAGCUGACCUCCAGGCAUACAUCAAAAAUCACUACCAACCCACUCGUAUUGUGCUUUCUGGAGCUGGUGGAGUAGAGCACGAGAAACUAGUUGACCUUGCUAAGAAGCACUUCAGUGGAUUGAAGAAUACUGCUGCGCCUGUUGAGUUGGCACCAUGCCGUUACACUGGUUCAGAAAUCCGUGUCAGAGAUGACUCAAUGCCUCUAGCUCACAUUGCUGUGGCCGUAGAGGGCGCUGGCUGGACUGACGCUGAUAACAUUCCUCUCAUGGUAGCCAAUACUCUUAUUGGAGCUUGGGACCGUUCACAGGGUGGCGGUGGCAACAAUGCCUCCUACCUCGCCCGUGCUGCAUCCUGCGAGAACCUCUGCCAUAGUUUCCAGUCUUUCAACACAUGCUACAAAGACACUGGUCUAUGGGGCAUUUACUUUGUGGCUGAACCUUUACAAAUUGAGGACAUGCUGUACAACAUUCAGAAAGAAUGGAUGAAGCUGUGUACGUCUGUCACGGAGGGAGAGGUUGAGCGUGCCAAGAACUUGUUGAAAACUAACAUGCUCCUCCAGCUUGAUGGAACUACCCCAGUUUGUGAAGACAUUGGUCGCCAGAUGCUUUGCUACAACAGGCGUAUUCCAAUCCACGAGCUUGAUGCCCGCAUCAACUCGGUAUCUGUUCAGAAUGUCCGCGAUGUCUGCUUCAAAUACUUGUUUGACCGUUGUCCUGCUGUUGCUGGCGUAGGUCCAGUAGAAGGCCUCCCUGAAUACACAAGGAUUCGUGGUGGAAUGUACUGGGCCAGAGCAUAAGUUGUCGUAGUGUAUUUUAGAAUUCUUAUUUAAAUCAAUGAUUAAGAAAAACACAUUAAAAACUUCACCUAAUGUCUGUUGUUUUAUUGAAAUAAAACAAAUGUCUUUGGUGUAAUUGUGUAUUUAUUAUAGAAGAUGUAAGUAAAUAAAAUGUGUAAAUAAACCAAUUUGUUUUUAAAA
Amyelois transitella is the source of this 1689-nucleotide messenger RNA. It is a transcript of the gene UQCR-C1, whose product is annotated as mitochondrial-processing peptidase subunit beta. Bases 109 to 1509 code for a protein of 466 amino acids. NCBI's taxonomy places the organism in Eukaryota, Metazoa, Arthropoda, Insecta, Lepidoptera, Pyralidae. Gene Ontology annotation, cellular component: mitochondrion. The transcript has a single exon. The record is from RefSeq and is a predicted model, not a curated record. Gene Ontology annotation, molecular function: metal ion binding; metalloendopeptidase activity.